Molecule: messenger RNA, 1410 nt
Organism: Plenodomus lingam JN3
Lineage: Eukaryota; Fungi; Ascomycota; Dothideomycetes; Pleosporales; Leptosphaeriaceae
Biological process (GO): butanediol biosynthetic process
Cellular component (GO): cytoplasm
Molecular function (GO): (R,R)-butanediol dehydrogenase activity; zinc ion binding
Source: RefSeq, a predicted model, not a curated record
AUGACAUCAGACGAGACCUACCAACCGCCUCCUCCUGGUGAGGGUGUUAUGGAUGCGCUGCGAUUCCAUGGCCAGCAUGACCUCCGUUUCGAGAAGAUACCGAUCCCGCAGGUCAGGAAGGGGCAGGUCAAGGUCAAGCCUGCCUGGGUUGGCAUCUGUGGAACAGGCCCAAAUCUGUGUCCAACGACUCCCCACCCGAUUACAGGAGAAACGAUCCCAUUGACCUUUGGCCAUGAGUUCUCAGGCAUCGUCGAAGAAGUAGGCGAAGGCGUUACCGGCUACAAGCCAGGCGAUCGCGUCGUAAUCCAACCCAUCAUCUACGACGGCACUUGCGCAGCCUGUGAGGAAGGCCUCCAAAACUGCUGCUGGCAAAACGGCUUCAUCGGUCUUUCGGGCUGGGGCGGCGGUUUAGCAGACCACAUCGUUGUCCCCGUCUCAACCUUGUAUCACCUCCCAGACAACGUUCCUCUGGAGAUUGGUGCCCUGGUCGAGCCCCUGGCAGUUGGCUGGCACGCCGUCAAAAUCAGCCCCUUCAAGCCUGGCAACGUUGCUCUGAUUCUCGGUGGUGGCCCAAUCGGUAUAUCGACUAUCCUGGCGCUCAAAGCAAAGGGUUGCGAUAAGAUUAUUGUAUCCGAGGUCUCGCGGCGGCGACAAGACUUUGCAAAGAAGUUUGGCGCCGACUACAUCAUUGACCCCGCCAAAGACGACGUCGCAAAACGUUGCAAAGAGCUCACAUCGAAUAAAGGCGUGCAUAUCGUCUACGACUGUGCAGGCGUGCAAGCAGCGCUCACCAAAGCUGUCCACGCUACACGAGCACGCGGGUGUAUCGUCAAUAUUGCCAUCUGGGAGAAGCCGUGCACAAUCUAUACGAAUGACUUCAAUUUCAAGGAGCGCACCUAUCUCGGCGUGGCGACGUACGAGGUGGGCGACUUUCAAGAAGUCAUCAAUGCGCUGAGCGAGGGCAGUAUGAAGCCAGCAGACAUGAUUACGCAGCGCAUCAAAUUAACAGAAGUGGAGGAGAAAGGAUUCAAGAGCUUGAUUCACGACAAGGAUAAUCAGGUCAAAAUACUCGUCGAAGUUGGUGGUGGCAACCACCAAAGUGCCCACCUCCCCACAAUCCCCCAGAAGUGGAUCGUCACAAGCUUCGCCGUUGUUUCCCGGGUGGCAGCGCCUGUACUGGCAACUACUACCUUUUGGGCCGCCAAUCUGCCUCGCGACAUCGGUGAAGGGAUUAGCGUCGUUGUGGCUAAGGUUGUACCAUAUCCGGCCGUCUUCGAGCGACCAGUUGAAUUCGUACUGGUAUACUUUGCCAUUGGGGACACGGGAGACCUUGACUUUAUGCGAGGGAGGGGAGAUGUUAGUAAGAUUCUUUGUGGCGUCGUUGGGAGGUGUGUGAUGAGGAAGGAGUGA